ACCUACAGUGCUUGUGACUAUCAUCUUGUUUUCAUGAUAGUUCCUGUGUUGAUACGACAUGCACAAGCUCUAGGGCUCCACCGAGUUCACAGAAACUCGUCUCCUUUAUCCCAAGAACAAUAUGAUUUGCACAUAAGAUUAUGGUGGUACUGUGAAUAUAUUGACAUUUCAGUUUGCUAUAAGACUGGAAAUAGUUGUUUGGUGAGUUCCAAUGAUGUUACAACUUUUAGGCAGUUGGAUGCCGAAUUCGAUUCCUUGUCUGGUCCUUUAACCGUAAAGGAACACAUUAUCAAUUCUCACACAAUCGAACAUGUGAGAGACAAGCAGUUUUAUCAAUUUUAUUCUCUGUACUUUCUUAUUUCCUUGAACCGUAUCAAAAGAAGAUCAUAUGAACUGAUAUUUAGUGCUAAAGCUCAAAUGGAAAACCAAUCAGAAGAACACUUCCACAGAGUCAUAGAUAAUGUGUGCAAAGAGUUAGAUGAAUUGUGCAGAUUAGCUGAUCCUGGUCUUAGACCCAAGCUACCAUAUCAAGAUUUCAAAGAUGACCAUAGAUUAAACCCAGCCCUACAGAAUGGUAGCAAAACAAACAACUUGGAUUUCACAAUGAUGUUGUUCAGAAUAGACUAUUUGGCACAUUAUUUGAUUAUUCACAGAGCUUCAAUGGCCAGUAAAGAGAAAGAUGUGAAACGGUACAAUCUCCAUCUUUCAAGGUCAGUUGAUUGUGCCCGAGCAAUCGUUCAUAUCAUCAAUGGCCUAAAUACCGCCGAUAAACGCAGUGUCCCGAAAGGGACUGUAAUUUAUUUUGCACUCGUGGGGUUCAUGACGCUUUUGGCUAAUACCGUAUUGCAUCCAAACGAAGCAAAUGCCAUGGAUGAUUUUAAGAUUUUGCAAGAAUGCACUACGGGUUUUUUCUGCAGUGACGGUGUCUUCAAGAAUGUGAAUAGCCAUUUCAAUGUCUACAGAUUUGAACAAAAGGCUUGUUUCUGUGAUUUAAUUGUCAGAAUAAUGAUGAAACUUUUAUUGCGGGUGAUGUCAAGUCAAUCGAAGAGAGACUUGGGGACGGAGUUGUCUUUAUCAAAAUACGUUGGCAUUUUAGAGGAGUACUAUCCUCAGUUAUUUGCGUCUGAAGAUGAUAAGCAGAAUCCUAACUCCAGAACAGACAACAAAAGACUUGAACCCACAUUAGCGAAUCUCAUCAACCUGGAAGAUGAAGGAAGACCAGGUAAAAGUUUCUUCUUAGAGGCCCUUUUGGAUCCUCGUAAGCCAGAAGAGUUCUUUACCUCAAGCGUUAGUGGACUUCCUAAUUUCUUCCACGAUUUAUGACUUUGUAGAUUUUAUCUAUAGCUAUAGUAUAUUCAAACUCAAGGUGAUUAGAACAGUUCAAACUGUGCGGGU
This is a messenger RNA of Yamadazyma tenuis ATCC 10573, 1395 nucleotides long. RefSeq names its product Znc1p (gene ZNC1). Gene Ontology annotation, molecular function: DNA-binding transcription factor activity, RNA polymerase II-specific; zinc ion binding; DNA binding. Lineage: Eukaryota; Fungi; Ascomycota; Pichiomycetes; Serinales; Debaryomycetaceae. The record is from RefSeq and is a predicted model, not a curated record. Gene Ontology annotation, biological process: DNA-templated transcription; regulation of DNA-templated transcription.